AUGAGCGCUGGAUGUUGCACGUCCGCCUUCUCCGGUCUGGCCUUUGGCGGUUACUGGUAUAACUUGCGACUCGAUCGCUGCUUCUCGACUUUCGGCAUCCCCCUCUUCUUCGAUACGCCAGCGGUUCCAACACGGCACAUCCCCCCUCCACCUCGCUCUGAUCUCGUCACUGGGCACCUUGCUCGUUCCGCCAUGUUUCCAGCCCACGUCGACGGACUGCCGCUCGGCCUCACCGGCCUCCGUGGCCUCCGCGGCCUUGCCGUCGUCCUACUCCUCGGCGUCGACUCGGCGCUCGCCGCCGCCAGGAUCAUGCCCCGUGACUUCAACCCGGACACGGACGUGGACCUCGGCGUGCUCGACGACCUGGACGCCUUUUUCACCACGCUCGGCACCAACGCCAGCGACUGGCUUGACGUGUCGCCGCCCCGGACCAUGGAAGUCGUCGACGUGGCGGCCGCCGAGGCGUGGAACCGCGCCGUCAAGGCGGGCGAGAUGGACAUCUCGCCCCGUCCCCGCGAGGGCGAGGCCCUGGCGGUCGAGCAGACGCGGGCCCUGGCGGCGCGCGACGAGGGCAACGGGACGUGCGAGAACAAGUCCAUCUGA
Molecule: messenger RNA, 603 nt
Organism: Verticillium nonalfalfae
Lineage: Eukaryota; Fungi; Ascomycota; Sordariomycetes; Glomerellales; Plectosphaerellaceae
Exons: 1
Coding region: 1-603 (200 amino acids)
Source: RefSeq, a predicted model, not a curated record